ACUCCCCGUUGCUUUAAGAUAAUAAAAAUUAAUGAGUGUUCAAAAUAUCAAUGAAACAGGAAAAAACUUAAUGGAAAAGGAAAGUGAAGAAGAAUCAAUUUUUAUUGAUCCCGAAGAUCUCGAACUCGAUCUCACUCACGCUAAAUUGGAAAAGAUAGAAGGCUUUGAAAGUAUGAAAAAGUUGGAGAAAUUAUGUCUUCGAAGAAAUCGAAUUGCAGUUUUAGAAAAUCUUGAACAUCACCCAAAUCUAAAAGAACUUGACCUCUACGAUAAUAUCUUAACGGAAAUAAAAGGAUUGGAUUCUCAUAUAUUUUUAGAGUCUUUACUCUAUUUAGUAAGCAAUAAAAUUUCGAAGAUUGAAAAUCUUGAAAAGCUAACAAAUUUAAAAGUUCUUGAACUCGGCUCGAAUAAAAUUAAAAAAAUUGAAAAUCUGGAAAGUCUUGAAAAUUUAACGAGUUUGUUUCUCGGAAAAAAUAAAAUAUCCAAAAUUGAAGGACUUUCGUCUCUUAAAAAGUUGAAAGUUUUGAGCUUGCAGAGUAACCGCAUUACAAACAUUGAAGGUUUGGAAAACUUAAAAGAACUUGAAGAACUUUAUAUAAGCCAUAACAGAAUUGAAAAAAUUAAGAACCUUUCGGCUAACGAGGAUUUGAAGGUACUUGACGUAGCCAAUAAUAAGAUUUCCCGCCUUGAAAAUUUGCAUCAUCUUAUAUAUUUAGAAGAGUUUUGGUGUAACGACAAUUAUGUUAGCCAAUGGGACGACCUGGAAGAGUUUAAAAAUUGCAAUUGUUUAAAGACAAUUUAUUUAGAGAGAAAUCCGCUUGCGAAUGAUGUGCAGUAUAGGCCACGUCUGCGAAGGUACGUUCCAUCUUUGACGCAAAUCGACGCUACCUUCCGCUUUUACGAACAAGCACCUGGGGACAGCAGUUGGCGGCUACUCCUUACUGAUAUAAAGAGUGUACAGAACAAGGAGAAGGAUUAA
Molecule: messenger RNA, 979 nt
Organism: Zophobas morio
Lineage: Eukaryota; Metazoa; Arthropoda; Insecta; Coleoptera; Tenebrionidae
Product: protein phosphatase 1 regulatory subunit 7-like
Exons: 11
Coding region: 32-979 (315 amino acids)
Molecular function (GO): protein binding
Source: RefSeq, a predicted model, not a curated record